This is a messenger RNA of Peromyscus eremicus (cactus mouse), 1318 nucleotides long. RefSeq names its product Fc receptor like A (gene Fcrla). Gene Ontology annotation, molecular function: transmembrane signaling receptor activity. The transcript has 6 exons. Bases 1 to 1185 code for a protein of 394 amino acids. NCBI's taxonomy places the organism in Eukaryota, Metazoa, Chordata, Mammalia, Rodentia, Cricetidae. Gene Ontology annotation, biological process: cell surface receptor signaling pathway. The record is from RefSeq and is a predicted model, not a curated record.
AUGACCAUUCAAGUGGGCUGUGCCAACAGCGGGAUCACGCUGAGCAGCAGCUCCAGGGACAGUCAGGGUUCGCUGGCUGUCAGUCCUUUGACAGACACACUAGAUUGUCACGGGGCAGAUUCAGCUCGAGAAACCACUGACUUCCCUGAUAGCCAGACCUUUGGACUUGAAGUAUGCAGCAAGCUUUCCUGGUUCUUCAGCUUGCAGAAAGCAGCUGCCAGUUCGGAGACUCUGAAGUGUGAAGGACCUUUCAGCACGGAGCAGAGCAGCUGCCACACGGAGGAGGAGGAGGAGGCGGCGGAGGCGGAUGUGACCCUUUCCAGUGACAUCGACUUCCAGGUCAAGGGCUACAAGUUCAGUAAACCCUUCCAUCUGAUCGUUUCCUAUGACUGGCUGAUCCUGCAAGGUCCAGCUACAUCCAUAUUUGAAGGAGACCCACUGGUUCUGCACUGUCGUGCCUGGCAAGACUGGCCACUGACUCAGGUCAUCUUCUACCGAGAGGGCUCAGCGCUGGGUCCUCCUGGACCUAAAAGAGAAUUCUCUAUCGAUGUGGUGCAAAGGUCAGACAGUGGGCAGUACCACUGCAGUGGCAUCUUCAGGAGCCCUGGUCCUGGCAGCCGAGAGGCUGCAUCCCCUGUGGCCAUCACAGUCCAAGAAUUGUUCCCAUCCCCAGUUCUCAAAGCCUUACCGUCUAGUGAGCCCCAAGAGGGAGGCUCAGUGACCCUGAGCUGUCAGACAAAGCUGUCCCUGCAGAGGUCAGCUUCCCGCCUCCUGUUCUCCUUCUACAAGGAUGGAAGGCCACUGAGUAUCAGGGGCGUCUCUUCAGAACUCCAGAUCCCCAAGGCUUCAGAAGAGCACUCUGGCUCCUACUGGUGUGAGGCAGCUACUGAGGACAGGCAAAUUUGGAAGCAGAGCCCUCAGCUGGAGAUCCGGGUGCAGGCUCUUCAGAAAUCAACUGCUUCAGAAACUUCUCCUGCGGAGCCCCCUGCUCCUCUGCCUCCACCACCCGCUCCUUCUGCUGAGCACCCGGGAUUCUCCUCUGCAGACCCUCACUUACAUCACCAGAUACGCCUUCUUCUCAAGCAAAUGCAGGAUGUAAAAGUUCUCCUUGGUCAUCUGGUCAUGGAGCUGAGGGACUUGACUGUCUACCUGAAGCCUGGGGUCACAAACGCUGCUGACAAGUGAAAACAAGCCAUCCAUCUGGGACAUGCUCAACCACUGCAACAAGUCCAGCUCUUUCUGUUCUGCGUGUAUGUAGAAAUAGUUCUGCAAGCUGUCCUGGUACUUUGUUAGAAUAAAGAAGCUGGUUGAGUGUAAA